Messenger RNA from Arctia plantaginis, 2391 nucleotides. The record is from the annotation of a GenBank genome assembly. NCBI's taxonomy places the organism in Eukaryota, Metazoa, Arthropoda, Insecta, Lepidoptera, Erebidae.
AUGGAUUACGUGGUGGGUAGUGUGGCGGCCUUAGUGUCUGGCAAUGUGACGCCCAGCCGUCCAAGGAUUCUGAAAAGAGCUCUAACACCGACAAAACAUCAACCUUCGCCAAAUGUAACUCCUAAAAGUGAGUUUGUCGAUGAUAGAUCUAUAUUUCUCUCACCAAGCGUGCAGAAGAAGAAAGCUAUGGUCAAAAAAUCUCCGAAAAGGAUAUUUCAGAACCCAGAUCUUGAGACUACGGUUACCGGUGAAGAAAGUUUAAGUUUAACAAGUCCUAAGGCUGAUAAAGUUAAAAAACAUUUAAAAGACGAACUUGACAGUGACAUAGGCUCUAAUAAAAAUGCAGCUGAUACUAAACUACUCAAGCAAAAGGAGAAAAAUAAAAAAGAGUCUGUACCAGGUACAGAGGAAAGUACUAACAGUGUAAAAGUACAAAGUUCCAAUGAAAACACUCCGAAAAAAAAGAAAAAGAAAAACAAGACGGCUUCUGAAAAUUCUGAAAUACCAGCAUCAGAAGUAUCAGAAAGUACAGUAACAGAAGUGAGUGCAAAUGUGGCCAAAAGCCCUAAGAAGAUGAAACAAAGACGUCAAUCAGUGUUUAAUGAUGAUAGCAAUAAAGAAAAUGCUAUUAAUGAAUUAGAAACAGAAUCUAAAAUGGCUAUAGAUAACACAAGUCCUACUAAACAGAAAAAUAAUUCAAAGAAUCCAAACAGUAUUGACGAAAGCAAUAAUGUUGAAGUUUCUCUGGUAGCUAAUGUAAAUUCCAAAAAAAAGAAAAAUAAGAAACGCAAAAAGAAGACAAAACAGACUACAGUUGAAAAAACAGAAUCUACAGAAGAUAUUACAGUAAAAACAGAUGUUAAAAAUGAUGAAAACAAUCAAGGUAAUUCUAAAAAGAAGAAUAGGAAACGUAAGAAAUCAAAAUCUCAACAAAAUAAAGCAGAAGUCAUGGACGUCGACCAAUCAACAUUAGAAAAAAAUAAGAUAGAUAACGAAGAUGAUGGCGACGAGUUAACUGCACCGAUGAAAAAAUCAAAAACAAUUGUAAACCCUAAUGCAAUUACUGAUAAAGAAUCGGACUCAGAACAUGAGUCAGAUGAUGAAAUAGAAUCAGAAAAUGAGGAAAUAAAUAAAAAAGUUUUCGCCGCAGAGCCUGAAGAUGAGGCAAGUAGUGACGAAGAUGAAGUUAAAACAAAGGAAGUUGAACAAAAAGCAGAGAAAAAGGAAAUUAAAAAUAAGGGAGAAGUAAACACAGAAGAUGAGGUUAAGAGAACAUUGUUUGUAGGAAAUGUUCCUUUCAGUGCUAAAUGUAAGAAAGAAAUCAAAAAGAUUUUUAAUAAACACGGACAGAUUGAAACUAUUCGGAUUCGCACAGUUCCGAUAAAAGAUGGAAGAUACACUCCAAAGCUGGCAGUUAUUAAGAAUGAGCUGCAUCCUGAGCGUACGACUGUAAACGUAUAUAUCAAAUAUGCUGAUGAAGAGUCUGCCGAGAAGGCCCUAGUAGAAAACAAUACAGUCCUCAACGACCACCAUUUGCGCGUGUGCCGAAGUUCCUCCACGGGGGCGGAACAUGAUCCAAAAUGUUCUAUCUUCUUGGGCAAUUUACCGUUCGCUAUUGAGGACGAAACUUUGAGGGAAAAGUUUGAAAAGUGCGGAGAAAUUGAGUCUGUCAGGAUUAUUAGAGAUAAGAAAACUAAUGCAGGAAAAGGCUUUGGUUACGUCAACUUCGCAUCAAAAGACGCCGUUGAACUUGCUCUAGCAUUAACAGAAGAGGAUUUGACAAUAAAGAACAGAAUAAUUCGCGUAAAGAGAUGUACACAACUCACAAACAAGCAAAAGCAGAAACCAAAGCAAGACAAUCAGAGACAACAAAGUGGUCAAAGACAUUAUCAAGGGAAGCAGAGACCACAAAGUGGUCAAAGACAGCAUCAAGGUAAUCAGAGAGUUCAAAAUGGUCAGAGACAGAAUCAAGGUAAUCAGAGAGGUCAAUCUGGUCAGAGACAGAAUCAAGGUAAUCAGAGAGUUCAAACUGGUCAGAGACACAAUCAAGGUAAUCAGAGAGUUCAUCCAGGUCAGAGCCAGAAUCAAGGCAAUCAGAGAUGGAAUCAAAGUGGCUUUCAAAGAGGUAACCAAGGUGGCCAGAGAUACGGGAAUAUGGACGAGGCAGGACAAGAUGGAGCACAUAGGAGGAUUCUUCACAAAAGAAAGAGUCAGGAUGCUAACGGUGGCGAUGGACCUCCAAAUAAGAGACAGAAGGACAUAAACCAGCCCAACAAAGAGAAGAAGACAAGGAAGGAGUUUGUUGGCAUGACUGCUGAAAAGAAAAAGAAACGCAAAUUUGAUAAAGGACAGAAGAAAAAGAAGGCUCUGAGUGAGAUUUUAACAAAGUAA